ACGAAGAAAAAUGAUAUUAAUAAUUUCAAGUUGCUUGAAAUAAAGUUGAUUGUCUGCAUUAGAUGCUAAGGGCAACUAAACCCAACAUCAUUUUCAUUCUUGUAUUAUUUUCAGCAUUCAUAUUUCCAUUCCCAUCGUGUUAUAAUUUAACAGUCAAAGGUGCAGAUCAAGUGAAAAGGUUGAAUCAUUAAUGAUUUAUUAAUGAAACAGUAAACAUUAAACAGUGUCAAGCUCAUCAUUCAAGUAUCUUUGGUUCAGCUUGAGAAAUGGCGUCAAAAGAGGACAAGAGUGCUUCUAAACUUGGCAAAGGCCAGUCGAAACAUUCAUCAUCGACUACCGAUGGUGAGGGUGACAAGCUGGUUGGAGUUGGUGAUCAAGAUUACUCCAUUCAUGGCCAGAUUGUUAGAGUAAUUGAAGCCGCGAGAUUGUUUUUUCAAAACCAAUUUGAGAAGGCGCUGGAACUAUGUAAACAAGACAACGAACAACAUCUUUACCUGACACUCAGCUAUGGUACCAUGUCUUGGCUUCGAGCUUGGAUGACAUUUGAAAAGCCAGAAAUUGAGUUUGCCAUAGAAGCAUUGAAAAAGUCUGUUGAUUUGAGUUCAGCUCGGAAAAGACAUUAUUCUUGGAUGGAUUACCUUAGAAGAACAAAUUAUGAUGAAUUCACUGAAGAGGAGAUUCAUGCUGAAUUGGCAUAUGCUGAUUCUGUAUUCAUGCUAGCAUUGAUUACUUUCGUCCAAGAUCAAAGUUUCCUCAGCUUAAUCAAAGGCGCCUGUCGUUUCCGUUAUGGUUUUCAAUCGUACAAAAUCUGUCAAACUAUCAUCCAAAAGCGAACCAAAUGGCAGUCUGAAGUAACUCGAAGAGAGUUUGCAUCCGGUGUUCAUGCUGGAACUGGCAUUUAUAACCUGGCUCUUUCAAUGUCUCCUCCAAGAGUUUUAAGAAUCCUUGAAUUCAUGGGUUUCUCGGGGGAACGAAGUAUCGGAAUUGAUGAAUUAACAGCUGCUGCUGAAUUGGAUGGGACUGGACGAAGUCCAUUUGCAAUUAUAUUACUUUUGAUCAACUUCAGUCACAUUGAAACAAUGAUUGGAUGGGGAGAGAAGGAUAUCACCAGAAUUGAGGAUUUAUUGGAUAAACAAGCCAGUCAUUGUCCAAAGAGCGUUUUCUUGCCACUAUUCACUGGUAAAUUGUAUCAAUUGAAAGGGAACUGUGAUGAUGCAAUCAAAUCUUUCAAUGAAGCAAUUAAGAUGCAAGAUGAGUGGAAACAACUUCAUAAUGCUUGCAAUUGGGAAAUUAUGUGGAACUAUGCGGUUCAAGGAAAUUGGACAAAAGCAUCUGAAUAUGCAGAUAAGAUGAGGAAAGAGAGUUUAUGGUCACCAUGCACUUUUACGUACCAAUAUGCAGUCUAUCUGUACAUGUUGAGAGAGGAAACAAAUGAUCAUUCAUUAUCUGCUAAAAUAAACGAUGCAAUGAGGGAAGUUCCUACUUUGAAACGACGUUUUGCUGGUAAAAGCACGCCAAGAGAAAAAUUUGCAUGCAGAAUGGCUGAGAAGUUCAUUGAGAAUGGCGGUAAAAUGGUUGUUCCCGCUUAUGAAAUAUUUUAUAUCUGGAAUAUAUUUUCAAGCAUCAAUGCUCCACAACUAAUUGAACCAAUUCUUAAUACAGUCGAUAAACAGUUGAAAUUAUUCACCAAAGUGGUUAAAGAAUCAACCGAUGAUUAUUGCCUAUUGCUGUUGUUGAAAGGAGUCUGUCUACGACAUCUUGAUAAAUCAAUGGAAUCUACAACAGUUUUGAUGGAGAUUUUUGACCAUCAGCAAAAUAUUUCAGCAAAUCAUUACAUUCUUCCAUGUGCUUGUCUUGAGUUGGGUUGUUCAAACAUUAAGUUGAAAAGGUACAAAGAAGCUCGAGAUUGGAUGAAAAAGGCAAUCACUAAUUAUACCAAAUAUCCAAUUGAGUUGAUUGUUCAUGUGAGAUCACAUUUUGCCAUUAAAUCAAUCAAAGGGGAAAAUGAUCAAAUCUUUUGGAACUAAAAUUAUCAAGUAUUUUACUCGAUUUUUAUCUCAAUUUACGAAUUAUUUUUGUCAUGUUUGUCAAUUUCAAUACAUUUAAUCAACUUCAUGGGAAGUUAAAAUAUUAAUAUUUUUGAUAUUUUUCUUACUCCAAAAGCAAUGACUAUUCUUACAAAUUUAUAAUCUCAAUUUUUGCAGAUACAAAAUUUUAUUGUAACGGAGCUUUAAAAUAAAUUUGCUUGUUUUAUAUUC
This is a messenger RNA of Tetranychus urticae (two-spotted spider mite), 2258 nucleotides long. Its product is annotated as tetratricopeptide repeat protein 39B-like. The record is from RefSeq and is a predicted model, not a curated record. Lineage: Eukaryota; Metazoa; Arthropoda; Arachnida; Trombidiformes; Tetranychidae. Gene Ontology annotation, molecular function: protein binding.